This is a messenger RNA of Nicotiana attenuata, 1909 nucleotides long. RefSeq names its product dynein light chain LC6, flagellar outer arm-like. Gene Ontology annotation, cellular component: dynein complex. Gene Ontology annotation, biological process: microtubule-based process. The record is from RefSeq and is a predicted model, not a curated record. Bases 155 to 571 code for a protein of 138 amino acids. Gene Ontology annotation, molecular function: dynein light intermediate chain binding; dynein intermediate chain binding. Lineage: Eukaryota; Viridiplantae; Streptophyta; Magnoliopsida; Solanales; Solanaceae. The transcript is spliced from 3 exons.
AACUGCCCCCAAUAAGGAUUAGCCCUUGGAAAUCAGAAAGACCACCUCUCUCUCUCUCACACACACACAAACGCAAACUCUCUUUCUUGCACUUUUUUGCACCACCGGCCCCGGCGUGUCAGCCUUCAACUUCAAAACGGAAAGAGAAGAAGAAAUGAGCGAAGACACGAAGAGAAACGGUAUCGGAGCCGGAGCUGUGGCGGUGAAGUCUUCGUCGGACGAUCGCAAGUCGUUAUCAGCCUCCUCCGAUGAUCGAAAAUCCUCUUCGAAUUCAGCUACUUCUACAACUGUUGGGAAGAAGACAGUAAUCAUAAAAAGUGCCGAUAUGAAACCUGACCUCCAAAAUGAGGCUGUCGACAUUGCUAUUGUUGCAUUUGAGAAGUGUAAUGUAGAGAAGGAUGUAGCAGAACAGAUUAAGAAGGAGUUCGACAAGAAGUAUGGCCCUACUUGGCAUUGCAUUGUCGGAAAAAACUUCGGACAUGCAAUUUAUGUUGGAAAUGUGCGGAUCUGGCCUUCCUUCAGGCUUUAUCUUGAAUGUCAGGGUGGAUUAGUAUUUGUGCAUUUUAAAUGACUUGUCAAAGGAUCUUAUUUUCGUCUAGCUUUUGGAUCUUUGAAGGUCAAAGGAAAAGCUUACCUGGGAAGGGGGUUUGGUUAGAAUUUCUGUGUUGAGGUUUUCACCACUCUUGGUAGAAUAUAUCUAGGUUCAAUAGUAUUAGGUGGUUCGGUAACUACUUAAUUAGAAUUAUGCAACUACUUGUAACAUAAACUGGCAUAUCGUGUGCUAACACGUUCUCAUUAAACUUUUGGUUUUUUUCCUGCAAGAAAAUAUCAGUAAUCACAAAAUUUGGUGAGAAUGACCCUUUUUUCUAACAACGGGUCAAAUGGUAAUGGAUAUCAUCAUUUCUAACAGGUCUCAAAAGAUAAUUUAUUGGUUGGCCAGCAUCUGGCUUAGCCGGCCCCAUUAUGGUAAAAGAACCUUUGGUAUCCUUUAGGAUCUUUAAGGUAUCGACAGCAUGUCCUUCAAUCUUGCUAGGGUUUCUACGAGAUCGUCUACCUUGUUAUGUGCUUGUUUUCUUGACAAACACAUACACCCGGUUAUUAAACCGCAAUUGAUGACAUCAGAGAUUCCUCUUGUGAACACAUGUAGGAUGGUGAAACUUUCAUUGCUAAGAUUGUUGUCAUGCGCCCACAUGAGCGGCCAAACUCUCAGCUUGGUGGCAUGUUUACCCAUUUGCCAUGUUUGUGUGAGAUUAGAAAUUGUGGUAGUAAAUAAGGCAAUGUUUUCUCUAUUAAUACACAAUCACUGAGAGAUAUUGUGCUUAUCGUAAACUUAAUUCUUCACAUGUCUCACGUUAAUUUACUUAUUUUUCUUCUGUCUGUUUUAUAACUCUUUCUCCUAAAUGUCAUAAUCUGGUAGGUAAAAUUCCUAUAUGCUAAUGCCGGCAUUGUCAUUUAUAAAGAUGAAACAUAAGUUUCUUGCUAUGAAAUUCUUCUUGUGUUAGUCUAUUCUUUUAGGUGAUGAAUGGUUUUUGUGAUUACCACCGGUCCUGUGAGAUGCGAAUAAAUGGAUUAUGCAUAGAGUAUCAUUUGUUAUGCCUAAGUGGUCGCACAUGACUUUCCUGUGCUUGUGAAGAAAAUCAAUGAGUGAUGAAGUGGGUUAGAAGUUGAUCACGUCUAGAUUAAAAGAAAUAGGUUAGAGGUUGAUCGUGACUAAACGAGAACUCUCUGUUUUAGUGAUCCAUUUGAGAGUAGAAGUGUAAUACAUCAAAUCUAUCAGAGAAUCAGCAGUCUGCUACUAACAAUAGUCCUUUGUUUAUCUUUACGUAGGACGAAUCCUGUAAUAGUUUGACAGGGUAUUCAUUCUUUGUAAGGGGUCGUUUGGUAGGGUGCAUAAGAAUAAUGCUGAAUG